AUGGGCUUCCAUCCAAUCGAACUCCGCAUCCAAAUCCUCGGCCUCUCUGCCUUCGGCGUCGACUCGAAAGAAAUAGCAGCAGCGCUAGACGUCCCCGUCCGCAGCGUCCAGAGGAUCAUCCAACGCGCCAAAGAGCGGGGAUUCGAUCCCGCAACAGACCCGCGCGUCAAGAUGGAGUACGUAGAGGAUGCGGAGAGGUCUGGACGACCGAAAAAGGGAAGUAAGGUAAUGGCAGCGAAGUCGCAGGCUGGGUCUACAUCUGGAUCUGAGUCUGUUGUUGCAGCCGGGUCUGAGGUCGGGGACGGGAACAGGAACUCGAUGCCUGAGGCUCAGGCCUGA
Molecule: messenger RNA, 339 nt
Organism: Aspergillus fumigatus Af293
Lineage: Eukaryota; Fungi; Ascomycota; Eurotiomycetes; Eurotiales; Aspergillaceae
Exons: 1
Coding region: 1-339 (112 amino acids)
Source: RefSeq, a predicted model, not a curated record